Molecule: messenger RNA, 1335 nt
Organism: Neohortaea acidophila
Lineage: Eukaryota; Fungi; Ascomycota; Dothideomycetes; Mycosphaerellales; Teratosphaeriaceae
Product: major facilitator superfamily domain-containing protein
Exons: 5
Coding region: 1-1335 (444 amino acids)
Biological process (GO): transmembrane transport
Cellular component (GO): fungal-type vacuole membrane
Molecular function (GO): transmembrane transporter activity
Source: RefSeq, a predicted model, not a curated record
AUGGUUGACGACGGACAGAAAGAGAAAGUUGGCGACGACAAUCCAGCAGCGAGCUCCUGCGUGAGAGACUUCGCGUCCGCGGAGCAAGGACUCGCUCAGCCCGCCAAACCAACCAUUCCACCAGAAGAGGGUUUGCGCGGCUGGCUCACCUGCAUCGGAGCAUUCUUCGGCGUCUUUGCAUCAUUUGGUGUUUUGAAUGUGAUUGGCAUCUUCCAAAUCACCUACCAGGAAGGCUACCUCAGAAACUACUCUCCCUCCGACAUCACCUGGAUCUUCGCCCUCCAGAUCUGUCUCAUGUGGAGUCCAGGACCGCUCUUUGGACGCAUCAUCGACACCUACGGUCCGCUGCCACUCCUCAUUCCCGGAGCGAUCCUUGAGGUUCUUGGCCUCUGCAUGACCAGUCUGAGUCGGACGUACUACCAGAUUUUCCUGGCGCAGGGAUUGUGCUUCGGCCUUGGAGCCGGGGCGAUCUUCAGCGCCUGUUUCGUUUGUACCGGGCAGUGGUUCGUCAAAAGAAGAGGAUUGGCCGUUGGAAUCGCAGCCGCUGGCUCUGGUCUUGGUGGGGUCAUACUUCCGCCAUUCUUCUUGAAUGUCAGAAGCGCCGUCGGCUUCAAUGGAGCACUGCGAUACCUCGCUCUGUUCAUUGGCCUUCUGCUUUUAGUAUGCAUCGCCUUGGUCCGCAGUCGUCUCCCGAAGAAGAAGUGGGACGUCAAGACCAAGUGGUUCGACUUUGGUCUCUUCCGAGAGAAGACGUUCGCAUUGUUCACCAUUGGCGCGUUCUUUGGAAUGUGGGGCCUCUGGGCGCCGUUCGACUUUCUCACAUCCAGUGCCGUCGCCAGCGGGUUUUCCACCGAUCUUGCCAUCUAUCUGAUUUCCCUGGUGAAUUCGACGUCCGUUUUCGGUCGCGUUCUCCCUCCGUAUCUAGGGGACAAAUUCGGCUACUUCAACAUGGUGACCCUCUCGGCAUUCGCAUCGGCCAUAGCGAUUCUGUGUCUUUGGCUGCCCUUCGACUUUCACCACUCCCACGCUGGCUUAAUGGUAUUCGGACUCGUGUACGGCUUUCCCAGCGGCGCGUGGGUGAGUCUGCUCAUGCCGUGCAUUGCAAAGACUGGCGAGCUUGCCACGCUCGGACAGCGCUUUGGCACUUUUCAACUCGUUGUCGGACUCGGCACACUCACAGGGCUGCCGAUCCAGGGUGCCAUCCUGGCAAGGCAAGGAGGUGAUAUCUAUUGGGGAUUGCAGAUGUUUGCAUUCCUCAGUUUACUCAUCUCUGCUGUACUGAGUACGUGCACAAUCUUUAUUUUGCGAAGGGAGAGGGGAACAUGGAAGGUGUAG